AUGGCCGCUGGUUACAACGAGUUUUUCAAUCCAAAUCUUUGUCACGUUUGUAAACGAAGAUUCGCGGGCAGGUUGAUAGUAUGCAAUCAGUGUUACAUGAUUUCUUACUGCAGCGAGAAGCACAAAAUGCAGCACUGGCUGGAACACAUGAAUAUCUGCAAAUCAAUAGCGAAGUAUCUCGUAAAAAGGCCGCAAGACAACAAUAAUCGCUAUAAAUCGGCCGAAUGGUUAGCGCUGAGAAAAUUCCUCAUCGAAUUAGUCCAGAAGGAUUUGAAUCGCGAACUGCUGACGAACGAGAUGCAGAUGCUCAUCUGCCGAAGAUCGUGCCUGAUCUGUCAUCAACAGGCUGAACUGCGGACCUGCGAGCACUGCUGUUCCGCCGAGUUUUGUAACGAGCACGCGGAAGAGUUUCGCCGGCAGCAUGAUUUGUCCAGUUGCGAGGAGCUACUACUGUUGCUCAAUCUGAAUAUCGCGGUCCUCCGAACCUCCGCGAAUUGUCUACAGCUGCAAUUCAAUAACAUUCCUAAUCAAUCGAUACCUUAUCAUGACACGGUUUCAUUUGUCUCAGGCUAUGUGCUGCCGGCGAGAAAACUGAUGGGAACAGGUCGGGAGUGGAUCGAUACCGACUUCAUCUACACCGAUUACAUAUCGGGCCCGCUGACGCUCCAUUAUGCCAUGUGGGAGACGAAAUUAUUAAAUCUUCUGAAUACGAACAGAAGCGACGUCUUCACUGUUCACGUCAUAGCUGCGAGCGCCGUCGACAAAGACGGUGUGGCAGCUUGGGAAUUGUUUCUGCACUUUGCGACUAAAACACGAGUACUGCUGAUCGUUAUGAUCGGCCCGGAAUUAACGCUCGAUUAUGAUAAUGUAAACAUAUGCAGAGCUUGCCAAUUACAUAGACGAAUCCUUCGCUAUGAAUGUUAUCCGAUGCUGUACCACGACUACGCGAUCAAUGAGGUGUACAGGAAACCGGAUAUCAUUGUGGGUUUUCAAGCGGAACUCGACGACAAGGAGACAUGGCUAGCGUCUUUAAGGAAGUUACAGGAUCAAAACUGUCCGUUAAUAUUAACUGCUACAUCACUGCGUAACAUGCAAGAUGACAUAACUACGAUAAGAAAUGUUCUGGGUAUAACUCUGAGGCCUGAUUUUAUGAAGGAAAAUAAAUUUACUGCUUGCAGGCCGUACAAAGAUUUGCAGUACGAUUGCGUGAGUUAUCGUAAUCAAUACGUGGUGGUUUACGAGACGUUACAUCACCCGAAUGGAGUCAGUAACUCUUCUUUAUGA
Dinoponera quadriceps is the source of this 1284-nucleotide messenger RNA. RefSeq lists its product as uncharacterized. Gene Ontology annotation, cellular component: extrinsic component of mitochondrial inner membrane. The coding region runs from base 1 to 1284 and encodes 427 amino acids. The transcript has a single exon. The record is from RefSeq and is a predicted model, not a curated record. Lineage: Eukaryota; Metazoa; Arthropoda; Insecta; Hymenoptera; Formicidae.